This is a messenger RNA of Chondrus crispus (carragheen), 1465 nucleotides long. RefSeq lists its product as hypothetical. The transcript has 2 exons. Lineage: Eukaryota; Rhodophyta; Florideophyceae; Gigartinales; Gigartinaceae. The coding region runs from base 1 to 960 and encodes 319 amino acids. The record is from RefSeq and is a predicted model, not a curated record.
AUGUGUAUCUGCCCGGUAUAUGCACUUCAGCUCCCCACGUCUGGUCUGCUCUCCACAUUCGUCAGCACCAUGUCUUCCCUGCACCGCCCGCCGCCUCUGCAGGCCUUCGCGCCACCAUUCAUGUCAACUGCCCGCCGUCUCCCCAACCCCCCAGUCGCCCGUCGUCCCCGCAACCUCCUCGCUUACAUUGCGACGGAUUCUAGACUUCCGGACACAGAUCUCCCGCCAGCCCCAACCCGCAUCCAGCUAGCACGUCUACGGCGUCAUCUGCUUCGCAUGUCAAGUGCCUCUCCGAAGCCUGCGGGCGACCUCCCCAAUCUUCCCAAGCCGCCUGCCUCGCCCGCGGCGCCGGGGCGCCGCCCUCGACAGUAUUCCGAGGAAGAGCGCCGGGCACGCAGCGAGCGCAUCCGCGCAAAAUGGCAGGACCCCGAAUGGCGCGCUGCAAUGCUCGCGAAGAGGAAGGAACCCGACGUGCUCUCGCGCAGUCGCGAGUCAGCCCGCAAAUUGUGGAAAGACCCGGAGCACAGGGCCAUGCAACGGGCGGCCCGCCUCGGGAGACCGGCUCCCAACAAGGGUGUAUCUCCCAGUGCUUCAACCCGCUUGCGCAUGAGUGUUGCGAGAAAGGGCGUCCCCAAGACUGAAGAGACUCGCAAGAGGAUGAGUGCUGCAAAGCGCAACAGACCAGAGGGGGAUGAAUGGCCCAGGCUCAUCAGUGAGAGCAAGAAAGGAAAGACUAGGGAAUACUUUCAAAUGAGAAAGGAAUUCAGAGCUUUGUACAAGGACUUGAAGUUAUGGAGCGAUUCGUAUCGUACCACACAUGGCAGGUUGCCAAGGGCGAAAACGUAUGAGAGCACAGUCGCUCCUAUGAUGCUCUUCAGGAUUAAGAGGUAUCUCGUCUUGAGAGAUGCUCUCGGGGAUGAUGAUCCGGAGAUCAAAAGAGAGAUUAUUGCGAGAUCCUGAGAAAUAUCUAGUCUGAGGGAUGAUCAGGGUUAAUGCAGGGCACAGUUUGCUUCUUCUGAUAGCGAUCGAGAGGAUCAUCAAUCGGCGCGCCUCUGCACAGCCCGUAUGUUGCUUUAUUUAUAGAACUUUUAUCGUGCGUUUUACAUCAUGGGCUAUCCUGACUGCGUUAGUCGCUGCUUGGCAUUGGGGGUUGUUACGAUGAUAUCAGCUGAUUUCGUAGUUAGCCUGGAAUGCUCUGCGACGCUAUCCCUUGACGAAACGUCCCUUAUAUUCCGUCACGGAUGCUUCAGUAUUCAAAUUUUCAUCAUAGGAGUAAAAUUCGCCAUCAGCCAUGAAGGCUUCCUCAAAAGUAAAGCCUUCCUUUCCCUUCAUCUGGAGUGGAACGUCAGUGGCUAGCACGGCGGCAAGCGGCUCUGUGCCCCGGCACUCCAAUUGUAGAAAGGGCUUCCACUCUGGCGCGUCUUCCGACGUGUACGAAAAGGUAUCGGAUAAAAUUUUCACGUCA